UGCGAAGCUUCCUAACGCAAGAUCGAACUCCAAGCAAACAGUCGCAGCCAUGGCUUUUCAACCAUUUCAACCGCUAAUAACAUUCAAAGCUGGCAUGUGCAAAGAAAGUACUUCUGGUGGGAAGACAAUAGAAUGUCUUCCCACACCGGGCUUCAUCUACCUGUACCAAAAUGCCGAAGAUGAGCUCACGCACUUCUGCUGGUCACGACGCUCAGACGCCACCAACGAACCAGAACUUGACUUGCUAAUGUUCCCCGGGGAUGGGAGCUUUACGCCAUACACAGAUCCCAAGAGCACAGGAAAGGACAAAUUCUCCCCCACGAAUGGACGCAUAUUCCGCCUCAAGUUUAGUUCGUCCCAAGACCGACACUUUUUCUGGCUGCAGUCCAAACCAACGCACCCCAGUGGCAAGCCUAACUAUUUCAGCGAGCGGGACCUAAAGCUCGGUGCUAUUGUAAACGAUAUAUUGCAGGGUGAGGAGGUAGAUGUGCAAGCCGCUCUGAGUUCUGCAGGCCCAGGCCGACCCGAUGAAGACGAAGACAUGGGUGACGCACCACCGGACGACGAGCUGCGGAGAACAGGCACUGGUGGGGCAGGUCCUGGCGCAACCGGCGGCGACUUCCGGGAAGAAGGCGAAGAAGCGCGAGAGGGUGGUGCAGAUGGAGCGAGAGCGGCUUCGUCCGGUCUCACCACAGACGCCAACGAUGCCGUUCAGAACUUCCUUCGAUCGUUAAGCGGUGGCAAUGCCAGCGGAGGCUUCCAGAAUCUUGAGCAAAAUAGUGCUUUCGCUUCGCUUACCGACCUCCUCACCCCAGAAGCUUGCAUAGCAACAUUAUCCAACGCAUCACCUUCCUAUCUCGAUAAUUUGCUUUCUAAUCUCCCUCCACAAUUGCUCGUGCUCGCCCAACGUGCCGAUGACACGGCAUCCCUAGACUCUUCCGCCGAAUCGACGACUGAUGCACAGGCCACCAUCGAUGCACUUAGCAUAUCCCAAAAGAAGGAGAUUCUCACGCGCGUUUUCCGUAGUCCACAACUAUUCCAGAGCUUGGGGAGCCUGACAGCUGCACUGAGAGAUGGUGGGCUGCCCAUGGUGGCCGAAGCGCUACAGAUCAAAGUUGCGAAUGGGGGCCUGAUCAAAGGUGGCCAUAUGCCUCUUGGUGGGGGACAGGCUGUCCAAGCUUUCCUGGAUGGUGUCAGGAAAUCUGUUGAGGAGGAAGACAAGGAUGAGAGCGAAAGAAACAGUGUUCCAAGUGGGAGGAUGGAUAUUUCCUAAAAGAUAUCUUCGAGAUCUAUCCGAGGAUGACCUCACGCCCCUGAAACGAGUCAUUGGCUGAAUGACCAAAUGUUAUAGAGCAUGAUGUGCGUUUUCAGAUCUUAGGCUUAGGAGCUCAUACAUGACUUAAUUGUUACUCAUCUGACCGAUUGAGUAAUUGUAUAGUCAGCAUAAUUGCUUCGAUUAGAGCGAGGUUUGAUCAUUCAAAACUUGUACUCCUUGUUUUCACACUGGCAACCUUCUUUUCUUUCCUCAUAAGCCCGUGGACCCCGUCUGUUAAAAGAACAAUUUAUUGCUGAAUGAUACGCUGCAAGUUGGGAUGCGACUUUAGGAGUUGACAUGUCGA
Molecule: messenger RNA, 1619 nt
Organism: Verruconis gallopava
Lineage: Eukaryota; Fungi; Ascomycota; Dothideomycetes; Venturiales; Sympoventuriaceae
Exons: 4
Coding region: 50-1273 (407 amino acids)
Biological process (GO): ubiquitin-dependent protein catabolic process
Cellular component (GO): proteasome regulatory particle, lid subcomplex; cytoplasm; nucleus
Molecular function (GO): endopeptidase activator activity; proteasome binding; ubiquitin binding
Source: RefSeq, a predicted model, not a curated record